Lontra canadensis (Northern American river otter) is the source of this 1244-nucleotide messenger RNA. RefSeq names its product RIB43A domain with coiled-coils 2 (gene RIBC2). NCBI's taxonomy places the organism in Eukaryota, Metazoa, Chordata, Mammalia, Carnivora, Mustelidae. The transcript has 7 exons. The record is from RefSeq and is a predicted model, not a curated record. The coding region runs from base 74 to 1207 and encodes 377 amino acids.
UAGUUUUAUUUGUGUCCCUUUUUCAUCUCGCGCGCCUUAAAAGCUCCUUAGGGGCUCUUCGCCGCUUCCAGUCAUGGCGCUGGCGCAGCCCAGGGACCUGGAGCAGUCCUUGGCUCUGGGCAGGAGGAGGCACAGCGAGCUGUGCCGGCAGAAACGGAUCUUCGACGCCAGGAGCAGGAUCAUGGGGGGAGACACAGAAGCCUGGGAUCUUCAGGUUCAUGACCAGAAAAUAAAAGAAGCAACUGAAAAAGCUAGGCAUGAAACUUUUGCUGCUGAAAUGAGGCACAAUGACAAAAUCACGUGCAUAUUAGAAGGCCGGGAAAGGAGGGAUAAGAAAAGCCUCUGUAAAGCCAUCAAUGAGUUCCAGCAGCACUUCCAGAGGCCAGAAACGCGCCGUGAAUUUGACCUAUCAGACCCCCUAGCCCUUAGGAAAGACCUUCCAGCUAGGCAGUUGGAUAACGAUAUCCGGAAUACGGUAUCAGGAAUGCAGAGAUUCAUGGGAGAGGAUUUAAACUUCCGCGAGAGGAAGAAAUUCCAGGAGGAACAAAACCGAGAAUGGUCCUUGCAGCAGCAGAGGGAGUGGGAGAAUGCCCGUGCCCAGCACAGAAGUGCAGAGGAUCUCUGCUUGAAGACAAGGCUGCAGUUUGAUGAAACAGCCAAGCAUUUGCAGAAUCUGGAAAGCACCACCAGAAAGGCAGUUUGCGCAGCCGUGAAAGAAUUCAACAAGAGCCAGGCCACCGAGUCACUGGAAAGGAAAAUCCGAGAGAAGAAACAGGAACAAGAAGACAGCCUGGCUGAGAUCUCCAACCUGCUGCGUGGAGACCUGCUCUCAGAGAACCCGCAGCAGGCAGCCAGCUCCUUCGGGUCACACCGCGUGGUCCCUGACCGCUGGAAGGGCAUGACCGAGGAGCAGCUGGAGCAGAUCCGCUUGGUCCAGAAGCAGCAAGUCCAGGAGAAGCUGAGGCUUCAGGAGGAAGAGCGGCAGCGGGACAUGGACUGGGACCGUCGGAGGGUACAGAUGGCGCGCGCCGCUCUGCUCUCAGAGCGCCAGCAGCAGCGCCAACGGCGCGACCUGCGCAGGGCUCUGGACUGCAGCAACCUCAGCCUGGCCAAGGAGCAGCGCGUGCGGAAAAAAUAUAUGGAGGAAGUCUGUACAAAUCAACCCACUAAAGAUUAUUUCAUGCAAUUUAAUACAAGAAGUCGGUAAUAGGAGAGACACCCUUUAUGCCUAAAAUGCAGUAGCU